Podarcis muralis (Common wall lizard) is the source of this 842-nucleotide messenger RNA. RefSeq names its product poly(A) binding protein nuclear 1 (gene PABPN1). The record is from RefSeq and is a predicted model, not a curated record. NCBI's taxonomy places the organism in Eukaryota, Metazoa, Chordata, Lepidosauria, Squamata, Lacertidae. Gene Ontology annotation, molecular function: poly(A) binding. Gene Ontology annotation, cellular component: nucleus.
AGGCCGCGACGGGCGGAGGGGCCGCGGGCGGCGGCGGGAUCCGAGGCUCCGGCCCGCGGGGCGCCCUUUCCUCCUCCUCCUCUUCCUCCCACGCGCCCUCCAGGGCCGGCCAGGCGGGAGUGGGGGGGCCCCACCACCACCCUCACUCCGAAGAGCUGGAGGAGGAGGCCGGCCUGGGAGAGAGCGACCCCGGAGACUCCGCCAUCGAAGACCCGGAGUUGGAAGCCAUUAAAGCUCGAGUGCGAGAGAUGGAAGAGGAAGCAGAGAAGCUAAAAGAGCUGCAGAACGAAGUUGAGAAACAAAUGAACAUGAGCCCCCCGCCUGGCAACGCUGGCCCAGUCAUCAUGUCUUUAGAAGAAAAGAUGGAAGCAGAUGCAAGGUCCAUAUAUGUAGGCAACGUGGAUUAUGGGGCGACAGCAGAGGAGCUGGAGGCUCACUUCCACGGUUGCGGCUCCGUCAACCGGGUGACCAUCCUCUGCGAUAAGUACACUGGCCAUCCCAAGGGGUUUGCCUACAUUGAAUUCUCGGACAAGGAGUCGGUGAGGACGUCCUUAGCGUUAGAUGAGUCGCUGUUCAGGGGAAGGCAGAUUAAGGUGAUCCCCAAACGGACCAACCGCCCUGGGAUCAGCACCACAGACCGGGGUUUCCCCCGGACCCGGUACAGAGGGAGAGGAUCCGGCUACAGCAGUUCCCGGGCCCGUUUCUACAGCGGCUUUAGCAGCAGGCCACCCCGAGGGCGCGCAUACAGGGGCCGGGCCAGAGCGACCUCAUGGUAUUCCCCUUACUAAAAACAAAAAAAAAAGUGGUUGUUUUAGGAAGGAGGAAAAAAAAAAGAAAAAAAA